AUGAAUCCAGUUUCUGGGAUUUCUAAGCUCGUUAGAUUGGCCUUGAACGCAGAGGGUAAGAGCUGUGGCGAUUACGGUGACGGAGACCUUCAUAGUAGCUACCUUUUGAUCGCAAAGAAGAAACGGCGCAGGAGAAAGAUGAGCGUGGGCGACUGCAUCGCGGCGUAUGGCACCAAGUUCCGCGGCCAAGAUCUAAGUGCAGAUGGGCGUCGAAACGGGAAAGUUGGCGCGGGCUUUGGGGGAGGCGGGUGCCAAGUAGGAUAA
Molecule: messenger RNA, 264 nt
Organism: Pyrenophora tritici-repentis Pt-1C-BFP
Lineage: Eukaryota; Fungi; Ascomycota; Dothideomycetes; Pleosporales; Pleosporaceae
Source: RefSeq, a predicted model, not a curated record